CCAGCCCUGACCAACAUCAGAUGGAGUCUGAAGAAGAAGUACCCUCAGAGGUUCAUCAACCCACAGCUAAAGAGACAGAACACUAACGCCAUGUCCCACAGGUACUGUACCCUGCAUCCCACUUGACUCAACACCUGAACACCACUUUAACACACUCUCUCUCAUAAUACAAUACAUUUUCUCACAGAGAGCUGUGCAGCUCUCCCAAUGUAACUCAAAGUGCGUGUGUUCGUACGUGAGUGUGUGUGUGUGUCCAGGAAAAGGAUCGAGAUCCCAGUGGGCCUACACGGUCUGGCUGCAGUGGUGGAAGACUGACCUCUCAGUCGAGGACUACCUCAGUCGAGGACUACCUCCGAUACAUCACCAAUCAGGACAAUGACUACCUGUGGGUGGCGUUCCACCUGUACGAUAGUGGCGAUAGUGACGAUGAGGAGGACGAGAGAAGGAGACUGCUCCAGCUACGACGAGACGCGAGGAAGAAGAGGCGGAGGCAGAAGAUGGAGGCUCUAAAGUGUCAGAAGCAGGAGUACGUGACAGGGAUGUGGAAUGUCAACACGGUGCUGCUGAGACGGUUGUGGAAGGAACCCGAUCUGGAGGAGGAGGAAGAGAGCCCAGAUGAAGAAAUAACCAGCCCUAAACAGGCCACAGCAGCAUGGGAGCGCGCUGCCCGUCUCAUCCAGCAGAGGGAGUCUCUGCUGGCUCGUCUGGAGCUGUUUGAGAGGGACGCUUCUGACCCCAACCGCUUCUUCCUGCAAGGUACUGCAUAAUAUAUAUCUGCUCUGGGGUGAAGUUUCCCCUUGGCGCAGAUGUAUUCCUGCCCCUCUCUCUCUUUCCUGCCCCUCUCUCU
Molecule: messenger RNA, 847 nt
Organism: Oncorhynchus tshawytscha (Chinook salmon)
Lineage: Eukaryota; Metazoa; Chordata; Actinopteri; Salmoniformes; Salmonidae
Product: coiled-coil domain-containing protein 87-like
Exons: 5
Coding region: 498-767 (89 amino acids)
Source: RefSeq, a predicted model, not a curated record